Dendrobium catenatum is the source of this 651-nucleotide messenger RNA. RefSeq names its product agamous-like MADS-box protein AGL61. Bases 1 to 651 code for a protein of 216 amino acids. Gene Ontology annotation, molecular function: DNA-binding transcription factor activity, RNA polymerase II-specific; RNA polymerase II cis-regulatory region sequence-specific DNA binding; protein dimerization activity. The record is from RefSeq and is a predicted model, not a curated record. The transcript has 2 exons. Gene Ontology annotation, biological process: regulation of transcription by RNA polymerase II. NCBI's taxonomy places the organism in Eukaryota, Viridiplantae, Streptophyta, Magnoliopsida, Asparagales, Orchidaceae.
AUGGAAACCUUGAACAAGAAGAAGAGAAGCAGUCGCGGGCGCCAAAAGAUCGAUAUAAAGAAGAUUGCGAACGAGGCGGCGCGACAGGUGGCGUUCACUAAACGCCGGCAAGGAGUUAUGAAGAAAGCCAGCGAACUUUCCAUUCUAUGCGGCGUUGAGUUCGCCAUCGUCGCUUUCUCGCCGGCCGGAAAGCCCUUUAGCUUAGGUCAUCCGUCCGUUGAAUCUAUCGUCGCACGCUUUCUCGAUCAUGGGAAUGUCGCCGCCGGCCAAGCUCAACAGCCGGCGGAGUGGCAGCUCAACCUACAGUGCGCUGAGAUGGAGCAACGGGUGGAAGAAGCGAGAGAGAGGAGGGCAGUGGCAGAGGAUAGGCUGAGGGCGGCGACAGUGGGUGUGGGAGAAUUAAUGAGGAGAGCGUUGAAGAUGGAAGAAAUGGAGGGGAUGAGUCUGGAGGAGUUGGAGGCGGCAAGAAUAGUGAUGGAUGAUGUUAGGAUGAGAGUGGAGGUCAGGCAGCACGAGCUACUUUUUGCUGCGGCGGUGGCGGCUAGGCCUAUUAGUACGGCACUGAGCACUGUAGGAGUGGAUGAGGUGAAGCAGUUGGAGGAGGGAAUGAUGGUUUCUCAUCCAUUUACGAGCAUCGGUGGGUCCUUUUGA